AUGUCUUUCCUUGCUACAUUUUUCAACAAAUCAGCGCAGCCACAGCGUUACAAGCUGCUCGCUCGUCUAACUGCCCACAGUGGCUCUGUCUAUGCACUUGCGAUCUCUAAUGAUGGGCACCUACUUGCAUGCGCAGGUACCGAGGGCAUCAAACUCUGGGAUAUAAAAUCUCGGAAAGAACUCACAUCUUCGUCUCAUCAUCAUGAAUCCCAGGGAACAGUCAGUUGUGCAAUCUGGACCACGACCAGGAAAACCGCGGCAGAAACCCUCUGUUACGGAACAGGCCUGGGUUACAUCAUAUUUUUGCGACGCAGUCUCACGAAUCAGAAAACAUUCCAGGAGAUUUGCGCCAGGAGACUUGGAUCAGGUUUUGAGAUUACAUGCUUGUCCUGGCAUUCGACUUCCUCCGAAGGCAACCUACGGAUUGCUGUGUGGACGAGAGACAAGAUGGUUCAGGUUCUGACGCUCAACACAAGCUCGCAGCUCCAGUCCGUCUUCGCAGUGCGACUUGAAAAUAUGGUACCCAAGUCUGUGGCAUUCGCAGAUAACCGAGAUAUCUAUGUCUUCGGGCUCUACGACGGCAACUUCAUAAAACUGAAGAAUGAAGAUGGGGUCGUAUUGCAGGAAACGAGCUGCAAAUCAGUGAUUGGUCACGCUGCGGUGCACUCAAAGCGGGGCGUUUUCGUCGUGGAUAAUGCGACGGACAGCUUUACAUUGUAUCGCCUUGAAGGCGAUGGUGAGCCUGUUCGAACGUUCGCAACUGCUGUGCCAAGCAUGUCGGUCCCCAAGCAAGUGGCAUUUGGGGAAGAAGGAAAGGUAGUUGUGGGGGGAAGUGACAAUGGAUUGGUAUAUGUGUUCGAUCGGAAGACAGGGCAGAUACUUGAAACCCUCCACCACGGAGACACAGACGCUGGCCUUGUGCAAACAAUAUCCGUAAGCGUUAAGACUGAUCGGAAAGAAUGUUACUGA
Suillus clintonianus is the source of this 969-nucleotide messenger RNA. Its product is annotated as WD40-repeat-containing domain protein. NCBI's taxonomy places the organism in Eukaryota, Fungi, Basidiomycota, Agaricomycetes, Boletales, Suillaceae. Gene Ontology annotation, molecular function: protein binding. Bases 1 to 969 code for a protein of 322 amino acids. The record is from RefSeq and is a predicted model, not a curated record. The transcript is spliced from 5 exons.